AUCGUUUUGCCCACAGGGCCAGCCCUGUGGGCAGCAGAUGAGCCAGAGAAACUUGUGUGUUACUGUGUGCGUGUGUGCAUGUGUGCUGCUGAGCUGUAAGCAGAAGAGCCCCGCCAGGCAGCCUGCUGAAACUGGGCACAGUCUCCCGUCCAACAGUUCGUCUCUCUUGUUUCCUUCAGAUGAUGCCUUGGAUUUAGCCAACCCACACAAGUGCUAUGAAUAAGACACUGGACAAAAUACACACUUCUGGAGGACUCGGACAGAAAGCAGAGAUUUUUCAGAGUGGCAAGGGUAAUGAGAGUGUCUUCCCCAGCUCAGCAAUCAUCCCACUGGAAGAUCCUUCACUCACUCCAAAUGCUCAGAGGACUAGGACCAAGUUUUGCAAGGGGAACAGGAAUGUUAGAGAGGGGGAGGACUCUUUAUCUUCCUCUGUUCCAAACCCCUUUCCUGAACUUCUACCUCCAACUGUUUCCGGCUCCAUCUCUGAAUGUUUAUUGCCUUGGACAAAACCUAAUGCAACUCAGGUGAUAAAAGUGUAUGAUGAAAACAACACCAGCAAGGCUGUAGAGGUGCCCACUGAUGUCACCGCCAGGGACAUAUGCCAGCUAUUUGUCCUGAAGAAUCACUGCAUUGAUGACCACAGCUGGACUCUUAUUGACCACCUCACCCAGCUAGGAAUAGAAAGGACCAUAGAAGAUCAUGAAUAUGUUAUGGACGUGCUAUCAGGCAAUGGGAUGGAGACUGACAGUCGGCUGUAUUUUAGGAAGAAUUAUGCUAAAUAUGAAUUCUUUAAGAAACCGCUGGACUUUUUCCCAGAUCAUAUGGUUUCAAUAUCAACAGAAACUAAUGGCAUUGUGGAUCACUCCGAGCUUAUUGAGACCUUCCUCAAAUCCAGCACUUGUCCUGAGAUCCAUGGCCACCUUCAUGUCAAAGAGCAAAGCAAGAAGUCCUGGAAGAAGUUUUAUUUUGUUUUACGGAGGUCAGGGCUUUAUUUUUCCACCAAGGGAACUUCUAAGGAACCAAGGCAUCUCCAGUUCUUUGCUGAUUUCGCAGACAGUGACAUCUACACUGUUUUAUCAGCCAAAAAAGCGCAUGGAGCACCAACAGAGUUUGCUUUCUGUGUCAAGGCUACAAAGUGCAGUUCAUCUCGUGAUUUGAAACUGCUUUGUGCGGAUGAUGAGCAGACCAAAACCUGCUGGAUCACAGCCAUGCGCUUGUUAAAGUUUGGGAUGCAACUUUACCAAAACUUCAUUCAGCCUCAUCAGAAGCAAAAAGUCUCACCAAUGAGAAGCAUCUCUGAGAACUCACUGGUGGCCAUGGACUUUUCUGGUCAUAAGACUCGAGUGAUCGAGAACCCGUCUGAAGCUCUCUCUGUGGCUGUGGAGGAAGGCCUGUCAUGGAGGAGGAAAAGCUGCCACCGUUUGAGUGGUCAUGGGAGCCCCUCCUCCGCACAGAGCUCAAUUCCAAACCUAGCAAUCCACUUGGCUCAGCCGUGGUUCCAUGGAAAGCUGUCUAGGGAAGAAGCUCAGCAUUUAAUUACCCAGCAGGGUCUUAUUGAUGGAGUGUUCCUUCUGAGGGACAGUCAAAGCAACCCAAAGACGUUUGUUCUCUCACUCUGCCACAUGCAGAAAAUCAAACACUUUCAGAUUCUACCAGUGGACGAUGAAGGGGAGCUGUUCUAUACUUUGGAUGACGGUCACACACGAUUUACUGAUUUGAUCCAGUUUGUGGAGUUUUACCAGUUAAACCGUGGGACUCUCCCCUGCAGAUUGAAGCAUCACUGUAUCCGGAUCACCCUGUGAAAUGGACACUCAAGACUCCCCAAUGGGCCCUUCACUCUGGAUUUUGUUGGACAAUUUUUUGCCUUACAGAAGAACAACGUAGAGACUAUGGUUUUCACAAUGUGGAACAUUCUCCAUCUUACUUUUUCUCUUUCAGGAAAGGUCAGCUUUCAGAAUGGACUGCAUAACCAUUAUAGAUUGCAAAUAAGAUUAUUUUUUAACUCAGUUGUGUCUCUACAUGUAUUGGGAAAUCUAUUUUGCAAAGCCUAAUCAUGAUGUUUUGCUCUAAAAAGUGUGAAAUUUUGUCACUUCACAAUAUAAGUGAAACUUUUUUGUAAUAGCUGAUUUUCUAAUGGUGUACACAUACAAUAUUACUGAAACUCCUUUAUACUCUACAACCACAAACUUUAUUAUAUUUUAUUGGGAUUUGUUUUUCUCGGUAUGCCAAGAUGCAUAAUGAUGAAAGAGAAGUGGUUCUGAAAAUGUAAAAAAAAAAAAAAUCUGAAAUUUCUCCCUUUGCAAUUACAGCUCCAAAUGCUUUGGAAGAUGUAUCUAAUGACUAACAUUUUCACAAAAUAGCUUGUCAAGUUUUCAGUGACCUCAACUGACCACAGCAUUUUUCUUCCGUUCUUCCACAUUUGCUGUGUCUCAUAUAUGUCUUGGGGAAAACUCCAAAAAAACUUCUUAAGAUUUUCUCCUUGCCAAUUUUCUGUAAAACCCAGAUUUGUGGAGCACAUAACAAAUACUAUAUCUUCCCUGCCUUCAGAUUAUCCCACUUGAGCGGUGGAUCUCUCCAAUUCCUCCAAAGUUACCACAGGACUCCCAGCUGUCUCUUCUGAUGAAUGCAUUUUUGCCUGGCC
This is a messenger RNA of Xiphophorus maculatus (southern platyfish), 2641 nucleotides long. It is a transcript of the gene grb14, whose product is annotated as growth factor receptor bound protein 14. Bases 216 to 1802 code for a protein of 528 amino acids. Gene Ontology annotation, biological process: negative regulation of insulin receptor signaling pathway; insulin receptor signaling pathway. The record is from RefSeq and is a predicted model, not a curated record. Gene Ontology annotation, cellular component: plasma membrane; cytoplasm. NCBI's taxonomy places the organism in Eukaryota, Metazoa, Chordata, Actinopteri, Cyprinodontiformes, Poeciliidae. The transcript has 14 exons.